Molecule: messenger RNA, 3154 nt
Organism: Callorhinchus milii (elephant shark)
Lineage: Eukaryota; Metazoa; Chordata; Chondrichthyes; Chimaeriformes; Callorhinchidae
Gene: grhl2b
Product: grainyhead-like transcription factor 2b
Exons: 16
Coding region: 189-2078 (629 amino acids)
Biological process (GO): regulation of transcription by RNA polymerase II; neural tube development; brain development
Cellular component (GO): nucleus
Molecular function (GO): RNA polymerase II cis-regulatory region sequence-specific DNA binding; DNA-binding transcription activator activity, RNA polymerase II-specific
Source: RefSeq, a predicted model, not a curated record
GUGAGAGAGUGAGUGAGUGAGUGAGCUGUGAGGUGGCACAGUGCUGGAGGGGCCGCUGAUCUACCGGUUUUACAGACAGCCCCAAAAGAGGAAUUACCUGUCGGUCGGGCUCUCGGCGGCGCAGAGCCACCGCACCGACUUGAAAGUCCAGUUUCGCAAGAAGAAGCGCCGGGGAGAGCCGCACAAAUAUGUCACAGGAGACGGACAACAAGCGCUUGGUGGUGGUUCUACAGAAUGAUUCAAACUUCCAUCCCAGACGUGCUUAUACAAGUGAAGACGAGGCCUGGAAAUCCUACCUUGAAAAUCCUUUGACAGCUGCCACAAAAGCAAUGAUGAGCAUCAAUGGAGAUGAAGACAGUGCCGCAGCCUUGGGAUUGCUUUAUGAUUAUUACAAGGUUCCCAGGGAUAAGCGACUGUUGCCAAUAGGUAAAGUAGCUGAUGUGCAGGACGAACAAGAAAAAAGGAAUUGCCUCGGAGCAUCUGAUAACCAGGCUGAUCUUGAAGUGCAGGACAACCGAGUUCAAGUUCUGAAGUCGCUUCCAGUGAAUCUGUCUUUGCAUCCAGAACAUCUAGAUGUUUCUAAGAGGGAAGCAUAUGGUCCAAGUGCAGCCCCGAACACGCCAGUGUCGGUUGCAGGGGUGGCUGUGGUGAGCAUCAAAACCGAGGCUUACCCUGGAAACUACUCUGCGCUCCUGCCCCCUUCAGUGCAUUACAGAGGAGCUGAAAGCGAUGAGCAAAGAGCUGUAAUCUUCGAGCAGAGUCUGAGUAACAAUCAAUAUGAGGUGCUCACGGUGACACACAGCAACUACCCCAAAGAUGACCAACGCAGCUCACCUGACAGCACCUACAGUGAAACGUUUAAGGAUGGAAUGACAGAGAAGUAUCGCAGCCCAUCGUUGGGAGCAGAAGAAUUCAUCUAUGAGCAAACAGGAGGAGAUUCCUUCCAGUACAUGUUGGAGGCCACAAAAUCGCUACGACAGAAGCAGGGGGAGGGCCCUAUGACCUACCUGAAUAAAGGACAGUUUUACGCCAUAACACUCAGGGAGACUGGAGCCAAUAAAUGCCUUCGCCACCCAAUCACCAAAGUUAGGAGUGUAAUAAUGGUGGUAUUCAGUGAAGAUAAGAACCGAGAUGAGCAGUUGAAGUAUUGGAAAUACUGGCAUUCACGUCAGCACACUGCCAAACAGAGGGUCCUUGAUAUUGCCGAUUACAAGGAGAGCUUUAACACCAUUGGAAAUAUCGAAGAGAUCGCCUAUAACGCCAUAUCCUUUACUUGGGAUGUCAAUGAAGAAGCCAAGAUUUUCAUCACCGUGAACUGCCUGAGCACUGACUUCUCCUCUCAGAAGGGGGUCAAAGGGCUUCCUCUUAUGAUUCAGAUUGAUACGUACAGCUACAACAAUCGAAGCAACAAACCCAUCCACCGAGCUUACUGCCAGAUCAAAGUGUUCUGUGACAAGGGAGCUGAGCGGAAAAUCCGAGAUGAAGAACGGAAGCAGAACCGAAAGAAAGGGAAAGGAUCGGGAACAAGCAGCCAAAUAGCAUCAACACCAGAAGGCAAGCUGAACACCAUGUCCCCACAGAAGAAGAACGACACUACUUUCUUCAAGACUAUGACAGACCUGGAUUCCCAGCCUGUUCUCUUCAUACCAGAUGUUCACUUUGGUAACCUACAACGCAGUGGUCAGAUGUACAGUGUCGCAACAGAUGAUAUGGAGAGGGAAGGUGUCUUUGUAAAAAGGAUGUUCCGGUCAAUAGAGGAUGAGUAUCCCCCAACAACACCCAAGCGGAUAAGAGAAGAAGGGUAUAAAAAAGUGUUGCUGUACGUACGGAAAGAGUCCGAUGAGGUGUUUGAUGCUCUUAUGCUGAAGUCUCCAACAGUGAAGGGGCUGAUGGAUGCAUUAUCUGAUAAAUAUGGGUUUGCAGUAGAGAAGAUCGAAAAGAUUUAUAAGAAAAGUAAAAAAGGCAUUUUGGUGAAUAUGGAUGACAACAUCAUCGAACACUACUGCAAUGAAGACACUUUCAUUCUUAACAUUGAGAACACAGGCGAGAGCUUCAAAAUCAUGCUGACUGAAAUUUAACAGGAAAUAAGAAUGGCUUCCAAUAAUAACACAGUCAACAUCUGCCUCGAGAGUGGAUGAAAACUUAAGCAUUUCUCAGUUACAAACAAGAUUACUGAUGAACUGGUACUCCACAGUCAAGAGGACAAUACUUAAGAUAUCAAUGAACUCAGCUGGUAUUUUCUUUUGAUGUUACUUCACAAUGUACAAACAUUAGCUGUUUUAAUAGUUCUAAAAUAUUGUCUCAGAGUACAGAUGAAGGUGUUCUUCAGCUCAAAAGGCAAUAGAUUUUAGUAUUUAGCCAGUAUGGGUGUCCACCCUGAAUUUACCUGGUAUAAUUCUCCCACCACUAUUGACCACCAUCGGCAUUUGAUUUGUGGAAAAUUCCUUGACGCAAUCUCAUCCCAUUUCUCCACACUGGAUUCAGCAGGGAAGUACUGCAUGAGGCAGGAUUUGGACAUUAAUGUACACAGGUUGCUGCUUCAUUUGUUUUUACAAUCCGAGAACGAUAAGACUUUUUGCAUUUCCCUGCAAUGGUUAGAACUUCCAGUCAUGUGAUUGUACAUGUUCAUAUUACAGAAUGACCUACACCUUACACUCCAGUGAGCCACCUCAGUGCACUCUUUGCCUUGGUUCUCCCAAGUAGCAUUACGAGGGCCAAGUUAGAUCUUUAUUAGAAUUUGAGAGACACAGAAAUAGAAAAUAGCAUUAUCAUUGUAAAAAUGUCUAUAAUGUGCAAUAUUAAAUUUUACAUAAUAGGGCAUGUUUACUGCCGGUAUGCUUUCUUUGGGUUGAGGGUUUUCAUAGGCAUGGCUUUUCAUAUAUAAAUAUAUAAAAAAGUUUCCUUUUUGUUUAUAUAUUAGGUUUUACUAGCACCACAUGAAUUUGCAGAAUAACUGUAUAAACUGUUAUCCAGGGUAUUUAAAGGAUUUGGGAAACUUGAAUGUUUUUACAAAUUAAGAAAAACUGUAUACAAGGGCGAUAUUUUUGCAAAUGGGGAGUCGGGAUCUUUCAGACUUUAAAAAAGACAGUUGUAUUUUAUUUUUUGUACAUUUUUUUAUUAUUAAGAGCAAAAUAAACUCCAGAAUAUGAGUGAA